UGGCCCUUGGCCCUUAGCAACAUUGAACCUUUUAGCCCACCUUAGCCAGUACCUUAGCUUUCAUAGUUACGGGUACCUACCCCUCCUGUCUUUCCCAAUCCUCCCCCGUUCGUGCUGCUGAUCCGGUCGAUCUGAUUGCUUAAUCUGGUUGACUUUCCCGGCUAUACUUACACCCAAACUUGCUAACUAGCCAACCACGUAUUUCCAAUCUAAGACAGAAGGAAAAAAAAAUUAAAUAAAAAAAUAAGAACGUACAAGGAGGAGAAAAAAAAGGGCGUUCGUCACGCGUGAAAAGACCAAGAAGAGUGGAGGGAUACAGCAGAGAUAAGAAACAAAACCAAAACAGAAAAAGCAAUUGGGCAUACAUACAUACCUCAUACAUACGUAACGUGUACAUACAUUACACGACCUAUAACCAGUAUGGGUCUCUUCUCGAGAAAACCCAAGGCGCCCAAGCCAGUCAACGCUUCCGCUUCCAACGGGUCAAACGACACGGCCAGCUUGCACUCGCAAAGCUCCAACUUCAAAAGUUCAUCAGCCAGCAAUUCCAGAGUACAGUCGCAAUCUUACAGCAAUCAUCGCGCAUCGGCCGGCAGCGUACCGCCGACUCCUAUGACCCCCAUGACUCCCAUGACGCCGCAUCUCAUGCCCAGAAUCAACCUACCUAAGCCUCCGGAUCCAGUCCUCGAUGCCGCCGGUUACCUGAGGAGUCUGGGCUCCGUCCGCGAGCGGUCUAAGAUCGUGACCGACAAGGCCUUGCGCAACAACCUUAACCAUUUCGACGUGGAUAUGGCCAAGUUUCCCGACGUCGCUACCUUUGUGUGCGGCAUCAUCAAGCGAGAUUACGACGCUCCGUUUUCGUCGAUCCCGCCCCAUGGCCGGUACCAGCACUUCUGCGCCGGCGGGCGGGAUCGGGUCGCCAACCUGCUAGCGACUUUUCCCGACGACGUCGAUAGUACCGAGAAGUGUCGCCGCCUAAUCGAUUUGUUCCUCGUCAGCGUGCUGCUCGACGCCGGCGCCGGUACCGUAUGGAGCUUUAAGAGCGCCGAGAACGGCCGCAUCUACAGGAGAUCCGAGGGCCUAGCCAUUGCGAGCUUGGAGAUGUUCAAGGCUGGGUUGUUCUCCGGAAAUCCGAACAACAAGUUCCAGGUGGAUAAGGAGGGUCUUCAAACGUUGACCGUCGAGCAGCUAGCCAAGGGCAUGCAAUCACGUCCUGGCAACGAGAUUGCCGGUUUAGAGGGUAGAGCGCAGCUCCUGAUACGACUUAGCGAUGCGCUAUCGGAGAAGACGGAUUUCUUCGGUGCUGACGGACGGCCGGGCAACAUGGUCGACUACCUCCUGGCGCAUCCGACAACACAGGCUUCUUCGUCCCCCAUCGUAGUCCUUCCGGUACUUUGGAACGUGCUUAUGUCUGGGCUCGCUCCUAUCUGGCCUCCUUCGCGGACGGCUAUCGACGGCGUCUCUCUUGGUGACGCUUGGCCGUGCUCCGCGAUGCCGCAGCCCACACCGCCGCCGACCUCCCCGGGGUUUUCUCCGUUCCCUAAUUCUCAGCCAAGCUCGGGCGUCGCUCCCUGGGAAUCCAUCCUGCCUUUCCACAAGUUGACGCAGUGGCUCACGUACUCUCUAAUGCAGCCCAUGCAGAACCUCCUUAGGAUCCAGUUCGCCGGCACGGAGCUCCUAACGGGGCUGCCCGAGUACAGAAACGGAGGCUUGUUCAUCGACCUCGGCGUAUUGACCCUCAAGAACGACGACCUCGAACGUGGCCUGCAGAACUAUAGCGACUACUGCCGGCGGACGGGCUCUGAUGGCAUCGAGGUAGCGCCUAUGUUCGAGCCGAGCGACGACGUAAUUGUCGAGUGGCGAGGUGUUACCGUGGGCUUCCUCGAUAUGCUCUUAGUCGAAGUCAACAAGACCCUCAGGAAGGAUCUCAACGGUGGCGAGUUGACGCUAGCACAGCUGCUCGAGGCAGGAAGCUGGAAGGGUGGUCGCGAGAUCGCAGAGGUUAGCCGACCCAACACGAAAGAGCCGCCCAUCCUCAUUGAUUCGGAUGGAACUGUAUUUUAACUAGGGAUUUUAAUAUCGUGUCUUGUUUACGCUUCUAUUGUUCGUUUCGAUCACCCUGUCUUAGAAUUCAUUACGACACAAAGCGAAAAUCGCUAGUUUUGGUAGAUUGAGGAUCAUACCCCCUUUGUUAGCAUUCUGAAAGUCGGUGGAAAAUAUACUGCCUAUUCUUGGCCAUUUGGGCCGUCCUGAGUAACGGAAGUAGGCGGCUAAAGGAAGAAACAUAUUAUAUUCGUUCUACGGAUAAGAACGGUACGGCAACAGCAACAGCAACACAACUUUGUUGGUGCGAUUAUUGGUAAUUCUCCACGCGUUUUGGGUUUUUUUUUUGUCGCGGCACGAUCACAAAAAGUUGAUCAACUUUUUUCGAUUAACAUAGGAUAGUAUUGCUG
This is a messenger RNA of Daldinia decipiens, 2453 nucleotides long. RefSeq names its product DUF1688-domain-containing protein. The coding region runs from base 421 to 2064 and encodes 547 amino acids. The record is from RefSeq and is a predicted model, not a curated record. The transcript has 5 exons. Lineage: Eukaryota; Fungi; Ascomycota; Sordariomycetes; Xylariales; Hypoxylaceae.